AAAGCACAGAAGAGAGUUAACACUUCAACUCAUCAUUUUCAUCUUUGCUCUUGCCGGCAAUAGAAGUUCCCGCCGGUAUUUGGAUGUUUUUGAUACGUAAUUAAACCAGUAAAGAAUGUGCAUGAAUAUUGUUGUAUGAAAUUUAUAAAUUAUUUAUACAAAAUAUUUUGUUGAAUAAAAUAGUUUUUGAUAUUAAAGAACAUAAAGUUUCCACGAUGUCAUCUCCUCAACCAUGUAAACCAAAAGAAACUAUUGAAGGUAAGAGCAUUCCAUUACGGACAUCAUCUCUGGUACCAUAUUCAUCUGAUACGGGAAGUGAUAGUGAAUCUUCUGCUUCCUAUUCCCUGACGACAAUAUCACAAGAUUAUCAUAUGAAUACUAAUCUCAGCAGAAGUUCUGAUGUUUCUAAAAUUCCAAGCUCAAAGGAAUGCUGUGAAUUAUUUUCAAGCUCUUUGAAUUCUACUUCAGAAAAAAUUAGUUGCCCAAGUUUUGGUUUAAAUAAUUGUAAAAAGGAAUCUGUAUUGAAAUCUAGAGAAAAUGAAAUGAAUGAAUCUUCUGUCAUUCCUUUCACAGGAAGUCCAAGAAAUGGAGAUGGGAAUGCUCUUAAAACUUUUGCCACUCCAACAUCUGCAAGAAAAACUGAAAUGUUUACAAAAUCAGCUUCAACUCCUUUGAAAAGAUCUUUCUCUAUGAUAGAGAAUGAUGAUGAAGAAACAGGUCCUUUUACUCCCAAAACAAGUAUCAAAAGAAUACAAGAAAACUUAAAUAGUUGGAAAUCUCCAAGCCGAUACCACUAUUUUUCAAGGAAAAGCUUACCAGCUAAAGCUGAAACUGAACUUCAUACUUCUAGUAAAGAUUAUUCUGAUAAGCAGAUACAAAACAGAAGGAGAAGUUAUCCAUUUGCAAAAUCAUCUUAUCAUUCUCCAACUGCAAAACAAAAUUUCCGUAGUUUCAGAACCGAUCAAACACCAUAUUCACCUGGACAAAAUGCUCUUCAUCAACAAAAACGAAGACGAUUCAAUUUACCCUAUUAUGAUGCAUUUAGUUUAAUGUCAUUGGAAUCAGAAUCUGGUUUUAUUGAUUCUCACUGCCAUCUUGAUUUUAUUUUCCAGAGGCAAAAUUAUGAAGGAACAUAUUCUGAGUAUCAAAAAGAGCAUGAGCAUACUUUUCCGAAAUCAUAUCGGGGAUGUGUUGCAAUAUUUUGCAAUCCAUUUACUUUUAGUAAAAAAGAUAUGUGGGGAAAAUUUCUGGAAGAGGACAAUGUUUGGGCAUCAUUUGGCUGUCAUCCUCAUAAUGCUAAAGAUUAUAAUGAUUAUAUAGAAAAAUCAUUAUAUGCUGCACUAAAACAUUCGAAAGUACGAGCUUUAGGAGAAAUUGGUUUGGACUAUUCAAAUAGGAAUAACUGUAUGAAGACAGUACAAUUUGAAGCUUUCCGGAGACAAUUAAAAAUAGCUUUAGAAAAGCAACUACCUGUUGUUAUUCAUUGUAGAGAAGCUCAUGAGGAUGCAAUGGGGAUAAUAAAAGAGAUCCUCCCAAUCGAUUACACUAUUCACCUGCAUUGUUUCACAGAUACUUGGGAAUGGGCCCAGAAAUGGUUGAAUGAAUUUCCAAAUCUUUGUAUUGGAAUUACAAAUGUUGUGACUUUUCCUUCAGCUGAAUCAGUUCAUGAAGUGGCAAAAAAUAUUCCUUUGAAUCGUUUGUUACUAGAAACAGAUGCUCCUUACUUUAUUCCAAAAAGGGGCUGCCAAGGAAUGAGAUGGUCUCAUCCUGGUUUGGCUAUACAUGUUGCAGCACAGAUAGCAGCUUUGAAAAAUAUUCCUAUUGAAAAAGUACUGCAAUCAACUCGCAGUAAUACUAAGCGAGUAUAUAACAUUUAAAAUAAACUUUAUUGUUGCAAGAUGAUUUUUAGCAAAGAUAAUCGACACAAUUCUAUUAUCAUUGUAGAUUUUUAAAAUAUGUGGUGAGACAUGUAGUUAUGAACUUUUAUUUCUAAAAGUUCAAGCAUAUGUUAUAUCUUUAAAUACCUCAUAUGUAAAUCUAUC
Molecule: messenger RNA, 2042 nt
Organism: Argiope bruennichi
Lineage: Eukaryota; Metazoa; Arthropoda; Arachnida; Araneae; Araneidae
Product: putative deoxyribonuclease TATDN2
Exons: 8
Coding region: 216-1877 (553 amino acids)
Molecular function (GO): hydrolase activity, acting on ester bonds
Source: RefSeq, a predicted model, not a curated record